CAGGAAUCUCCUCGCCUCCAUGCUCAGGUAUCUCUGCUUCCUGCUCGCCGCCGCCUCGCCGCUGGCGUCCGCGCUCCGCGUGGCUCCCGUCGUCGCUGCGCCGGCGGCGCGCGCGAGCCGCAGCUCCCCAGUCAGCAUGGGCUGGGAGUGGAUCACCGAGGCGGGCGGUCCGCAGGGCGACAAGUUCAAGAAGGGCACCGACUACAUGUUCUUCCAGGGGCCGACCCCCAAGACGGGCGUGCAAGAUGACCUGCCAAACCUCUUCUCCAAGGAGAACUUUGAGGAGUUUGAGAUCACGCCACUGAUGAUUGCCGCCGCCGUGACGGGCGGCGGCUCGCUCGCCGUCGUUGCCAGCGUCGUGCUGGCCUAGGCCGUCUCUCCCUUUUCGCAAAAUGUGUGUGUGUGUGUGUGUGGUACACCCCUUGUCGCGCCGAGUGCGAUACAUCUCGUGAUUUGGGACCCUUUCUCAUGUAGAUGCGUGUAUGCGCGGAAAUUCCCACACGGAGGGUGCGCUGUGGGCCCGCGCCCGCCGCCGCCCGUGCGCCGUGCCCGUGGGGGCCCCCGCCGCCCUGUCGGCCGCAACGGGACGGACCCCCGACAAAACAACCUGAAUAUAACCUCGUCAGGCGUCCGACGGCGGCAGCGCUCUGUGCCGGCGGAAGGCGGUUCCCCCGACGAGGAUCGCCCUCCCCCCGGCCCACUGGCUCGGCCUCGCGAGCGUGGCGUGGCAGACCUCGCAGCAGGCGUGGACCUGCGCGUGGCUGCAGAGGCGGCUGAUGGCGCGGCAGCUCUCGACGUGGCAGCGUACGUCCAUCUCGAAGACUUCGAGCUGAUCCUCCGCCCCCCACUCCUCAUCGUCCUCCUCCUCGCCCUCGCCGCCCUCGC
This is a messenger RNA of Emiliania huxleyi CCMP1516, 885 nucleotides long. RefSeq lists its product as hypothetical. Bases 20 to 370 code for a protein of 116 amino acids. The record is from RefSeq and is a predicted model, not a curated record. Lineage: Eukaryota; Haptophyta; Isochrysidales; Noelaerhabdaceae. The transcript is spliced from 6 exons.